Messenger RNA from Cucurbita moschata (crookneck pumpkin), 1645 nucleotides. Its product is annotated as mitochondrial phosphate carrier protein 3, mitochondrial-like. Lineage: Eukaryota; Viridiplantae; Streptophyta; Magnoliopsida; Cucurbitales; Cucurbitaceae. Gene Ontology annotation, cellular component: mitochondrial inner membrane. Gene Ontology annotation, biological process: mitochondrial phosphate ion transmembrane transport. The record is from RefSeq and is a predicted model, not a curated record. The transcript has 6 exons. The coding region runs from base 157 to 1248 and encodes 363 amino acids. Gene Ontology annotation, molecular function: phosphate transmembrane transporter activity.
UCUUCGGUUCACUCGCAGACAGAAUUCAAAGCAUUUGGCUCCGAGGGUUUGGGUUUGGGAGGGAGAGAGAGAGAGAGAGAGAGAGAGAGAGAGAGAUUUCUCUUCUUCUCCAUUGUUGGAAUUUUUGCUUCCUUUCUGCUCUGAAUCCCAUCUCCAAUGGCGCUCUCUGAUAAACCCUCUCGCCAAUCUCUCAUCCCCAACUUCCUCUACUCUUCCUCUUCUUCCACUCGAACCCUCCCCUUGAAGAAGAUGCUUCAGUCUCCACCCACUCUCGAUGACGUUUCUUCUUAUCCUAAGAGCUUUGUCAUUCCCGCUCCCAGCGAGCCGUCUAAGAAGAUCGAGAUGUACUCGCCGGCCUUCUACGCUGCUUGUACUUUUGGUGGAAUUCUCAGCUGUGGUCUCACGCACAUGGCUGUUACUCCUCUUGAUUUGGUUAAAUGCAAUAUGCAGAUUGACCCUGCGAAAUACAAAAGCAUUUCGUCUGGUUUCGGGGUUUUGCUCAAGGAGCAGGGUGCGAGGGGUUUCUUCAGGGGCUGGGUGCCUACCCUCCUUGGCUACAGUGCACAGGGUGCCUGCAAGUUUGGCUUCUACGAGUUCUUUAAGAAGUAUUACUCUGAUAUUGCUGGACCUGAGUACGCAGCGAAGUACAAGACCUUGAUCUACCUUGCCGGUUCUGCAUCUGCUGAGGUGAUUGCUGAUAUUGCACUUUGCCCCUUUGAAGCCGUGAAGGUUCGGGUUCAAACUCAGCCUGGUUUUGCUAGAGGACUGUCUGAUGGACUUCCCAAAUUUGUCAGAUCUGAAGGAACACUAGGGUUGUACAAGGGUUUAGUUCCACUAUGGGGUCGCCAGAUUCCAUACACAAUGAUGAAGUUUGCAUCCUUUGAGACAAUAGUUGAGAUGCUAUACAAGUAUGCCAUUCCCAGGCCAAAAGACCAGUGCAGCAAAUCUCUCCAGCUUGGUGUGAGUUUUGCUGGUGGAUAUGUGGCUGGUGUUUUCUGUGCUAUCGUGUCUCAUCCCGCUGAUAAUCUCGUGUCGUUCCUCAACAAUGCCAAAGGAGCAACCGUUGGUGAUGCUGUCAAGAAGCUCGGGUUAUGGGGUCUCUUCACUCGUGGGCUACCCCUCCGUAUUGUGAUGAUUGGAACUCUUACUGGUGCUCAAUGGGGUAUCUACGAUGCAUUCAAAGUAUUUGUUGGACUACCUACCACUGGUGGCCCUGCACCUGUUGCUGCUGAGCUCGCAAAGGCGUGAAGUUGAUACGUGAUCAACCAACCGGAGUUUUGUUGUUUUUUACGAGUUGGGGUGAAACCUCUUCAUAGGUAUUGAAUAAACAUGACCUUUAGAAUGAUGCUUAUAGACCUCAAAGCCGAAAGUAUAUCUUCAUAGAAUGGAUAGACCGUUUUCCAUUCGGUUUUUCGUUUUCUUGUUUAUUUUACUCGGCAUUCAUUGAGUUUGUUCGACCAAGGAUGGUUUUGCUCUCAUCCUUGCUAGCUUGGGAUACUCAUUUGUUUGUAGUAAGUAGUUCAGAAUUCAGAUAGAGAAUUGCAGUUUGAUGGUUUAGAACCAUGAGAAUAUGAUGUGUUUUGUUGUGGUAGGAAGAAACUUCGCCAAACCAACAGAUAAUAUGGGCAAAGAUAAAUUUGGUUGA